This is a messenger RNA of Fonsecaea multimorphosa CBS 102226, 2283 nucleotides long. RefSeq lists its product as uncharacterized. Gene Ontology annotation, biological process: ribosome biogenesis. Gene Ontology annotation, molecular function: ATP binding; RNA binding; preribosome binding. NCBI's taxonomy places the organism in Eukaryota, Fungi, Ascomycota, Eurotiomycetes, Chaetothyriales, Herpotrichiellaceae. Bases 1 to 2283 code for a protein of 760 amino acids. The transcript has 2 exons. The record is from RefSeq and is a predicted model, not a curated record. Gene Ontology annotation, cellular component: nucleus.
AUGGCUCGAGGAGGUCGUCGUCGUCAAACUUUGGGUCAGGGUUUGGAUAGAGAGGUAUACCAAGUGGUCCGCAAAAUCAUCGACGACCGCGCGCAGUACGGAGACGCUCCGAGCACCUCUUUGUCUUUUGCCGUUGUAUAUGAUGAGAUUCGUGCGUCCAAUUCAAGCCUAAACCGGAGACCCAAAAAAUUGCUGGAGGACAGUAUCCAACGGGUUCUCGAAACCAUCCAGCAGGAUCAAGAAUCCGGUUCCGAGGAUUUUGUGGCCAUUCAAGAGGAGGAGGAGGAACAGCGGCAGCAGAUACACAAACCUGUGUCGAAUAAAUUGAACAAGAGCAUCGUCAGCGCCUGGUCAACUGCAGCUGUGCAGCCACCUGCACCCACGCCGAAACCAGCGUCAACACCCGCCAACAUGGAAUCCCCUCAAGUGGCUACUACACAGCGCCUUACGAAUGGCGAACCCCGGCCCAAGAAGCGCAGAGCCGGGAAUGCCUCAGCAAUUGACAGAUCUCCGCCAACACAUAUCUCGUUGGAGAAUCUAGGCGGUGUCACGCCGGUGAUCCAAGAGUUAAGACGGUUGCUCGUCAUCCCGAUGAGCAAGCCCGAGAUCUACGCCUCCAACAAGGUCCAACCACCACGCGGCAUCCUCUUACACGGACCUCCCGGUUGUGGCAAGACCAUGAUAGCCAACGCAUUAGCCGCAGAGCUUGGCGUCAAUUUCAUCUCCGUGUCCGCCACCAGCAUCGUCUCUGGCAUGUCCGGCGAGAGCGAGAAAGCGCUGAGGGACCUCUUCGAGGAAGCCAAAAGUUGUGCCCCGUCUUUACUCUUCAUCGACGAAAUCGACGCCAUUGCCCAAAAGAGAGAGACUGCGCAGCGGGAGAUGGAGAAACGAAUCGUCGCGCAGCUGUCGGUGUGCAUGGACGAUCUCACGCUGGACAAGACGGACGGCAAACCGGUCAUCGUCCUCGCCGCGACGAAUCGACUCGACACUCUGGAUGCAGCACUGCGAAGAGGUGGGCGGUUCGACAAGGAAAUCAACAUGAGAGUACCCACCGAGCCUGAUCGUGCAAGGAUCCUGGAGGCGCUGACCAAGGGCAUGAAGAUGGCCGGCAAUGUCGACCUGGACGUCCUGGCCAAACGCACCCCGGGUUUCGUGGGCGCGGACUUGAACGACCUCGUAUUAACGGCUUCGGCAACGGCUAUGGAGCGCUACCUGGACGUCCUCCAGGAAAACUCCGACAAAUAUAUCAUGGACGUCGACGGCGAUGACCACCUCGACAAACACCCCGACGCAGAAAGCAUCAAAUCCCUGCGCCGGCUCGUCAAAUACAUCAAAGGCCAAUCUCCGUCCUCCGAGGGCGAGGAAUCAUCCCUCCUCGUCACGUUCGAGGACUUCCUCACCGCCCUUCCCAAGAUCCAACCCUCCGCCUUGAGAGAAGGGUUCGCCACGAUCCCAUCCACGACAUUUGCCUCCAUCGGCGCCCUAGACGACCACAUCCGCGAGCUGAACGAGACUGUAAUUUCACCAAUCCUCGAUCCGGCCGUGUACACCAACCUCGGCCUCCCAGCCUGGUCGGGCACCUUGCUCUGGGGUCCCCCCGGCUGCGGGAAAACACUCCUCGCAAAAGCGUGCGCCAACGCCAGCCACGCAAACUUCAUCUCUGUCAAGGGCCCCGAGCUUCUGAACAAGUACCUAGGCGAAUCGGAGCGCGCGGUCCGGCAGGUCUUCACGCGCGCGCGCUCCAGCGUCCCCGUGAUCGUCUUCUUCGACGAACUCGACGCUUUGGUCCCGACCCGCGACGGCGGCGUCGGCGGCGGUUCCGAAGCCUCUGCGCGAGUCGUCAACACUCUGUUGGCUGAGCUCGACGGCGUCGGCCACUCCCGCGAGGGCAUCUACUUCAUCGCCGCCACGAAUCGGCCCGACAUCAUCGACCCGGCCAUGCUCCGCCCAGGCCGGCUGGACAUGUUUCUUUAUGUUGGGCUGCCGGACGCCGAAGGUCGAGUCGAAAUCCUGAGGACGCUCUGCAAAAAGGUCAACGGCUUGCUGUUUGACCACUCCAUAGCCACGAUUGCCAGAGAAGAAUGUGAAGGUUUCAGCGGUGCGGAUCUGGAAUCUCUGUUGAGGAGGGCCGGGCUGGCCGCCGUGCGCCGUAUCAAAUCCUCUGGAGGGCCCGACACUAUAACCACACAAGACUUCAUGCAUGCAAAAACCGAGGUGAGACGGAGUGUGGGUGUAGAGGACAUCAAGAGAUUUGAGGCCUUGCGCAAAAACUGGCGCAAAUAG